AUAAAAAAGUCAAUCUGUCAGAAAAGUGGCAAAAAAUUGGCUUGGAUCGUCGCCGAAUUUCGUAAUUUUAUGAAAUUAAAAACAGUGGUAAUUACGUGAUAUUUAGUUGCCCGUAGCGUAUGUUUAAUAAUAUAAUUUAUUUGAGGUGAACUAUGGCUGCCUGCAUCGUCUCCGAGAAGUAUAAUAUUAAAACAGCUGUUUUCUUGUAAAGAUCGCUCAAACAAAACUUAUGUCUUGUUAAAGCACAACACGUAGCCCCUUUGGGGGCUACGAACUUUCUCUGUACAGUGCUUGCUAUUAUUAGUUUUAUUGUUAAGAAGAGUCCAAUCCACAUAUCUUGAUACUAUUUUUAACCACUACCUUUUAAGUAUCUCAUAUUUACGUUAAAGAGAGUUCUAUUUUUUUCUUAUUAAAUCGCAAAAAUAAGUGAUAAUAAUAAGCUACGAUGAGUAAAAAUAAGCCAGAAGUAGACUGCACCCGCCGCUGCAAGUCACGCAGUCACGGUCAAGCUCUCACAAGCGCAAUUACCAAGAGGUCCGUCGGAGAUGAAAAGCUCGCAUGCUUUAUACGGGCAACAUGUGCCAACUUUAAUAAGGCUUUCGAUUUUGAGGGUCGCACCGCCCUUCACAUGGCUGCGUCUCGCGGUCGCACGGUCCUCAUGGACUGGCUUGUGCGACACUCUUCGGAGGCGUUCGCCAACGCCAAAGACCGCGAGUCAGGGUACACGCCCCUGCAUAGGAGCAUAUUCUAUGGGCAGAUCACCGCUGCUGUCUCUUUGAUGAAGAUGGGCGCGCUGACCGACAUAGUAGACAAAGACGACUACAAAGCGAUCGAGCACGCGAUGCUCGACCGCCAGUAUAUGUACAAGCACGAGGGCUCGCAGCCGGCCGAGGCCUACGUGUGGGGCUCCAACUCCAACUACACACUUGGCACUGGGGCGCAACAGCAGAGGAACACCCCAGAACUGCUGGGAGCGUUUAGCCGGACCAAUGUGUGCGUGAAACAGGUGUGCCUAGGCAAGUUCCACAGCAUAUGGGUGUGCUCGGGGGCCUCUGAGGGCGACGUGUGGUGCUGCGGCCAGACCGCGCGCGCCGGGGGCCCGCACUUCAUCGCGCUGCAGCCGGCGCCUCUGAGGCUACCAGAACCGUGUGUCCAGGCCGCUAUUACGCUCAACUCCACUGUGUUUCUGUUGGAGAGUGGGACGGUAAUCCAAUACACCCUGAACACCGGCGACAAUGUCAGCCAAUCGGCCGCCAAAACCCCAGCAUUUAUCAAGCUACCCUCUGUGAAGCCUCUUAUCAAGCUAUCCAACCCACGGGGCGUUUGCGCGGGGCGUUCGCACGCGGUUGUAUGGAACAUACGAGCGGUGUAUACGUGGGGCGUCAAUCUGGGGCAGCUGGGGCAUCCGCAGGAAGAUAAGGUCGUGCCGGCUCCUAAACGGGUGGCCAUAUCGAUAAACAGCAGCGACGAGGCGGGCCUACAACUGGUGGCCGCUGCCGACGCCGCCACCGUGAUCACUACUAGCCGCGGCGACGUGUAUCUGCUACACAAGUAUAUGUGCAAGAAGAUAGCCAUCAAGCAGAUCAACUUACGGCAAGUGUGCGUGGAAGCGAAAGUGACCGAGCAGGGGGCGUAUUCCCGAGUGACUGUACUACUCCUCACUAGCGUGGGACAACUGCUCAUCUGGCAGGACACCACCAACACACUCACCAGAUGCGUAUUCGGCCUCAGCCACCAAACUGAGAUCUCUCAAGUGGCUCUCACCCACGAUUUCGUUUAUUUCACCACCAAAUACGGGGAGGCGUUCGUCGGCACAAUCUCUCGUAGAGCCCCGCCCACUCAGCCGCAGCCAAUCAGGAGAGAGAAAGAGCGAGACAGCAACAAGCCGGCGCUUGUGAAGUUUCUGGAGAAGGACGACUGUACAGCUGUCAGGAUUGUUAAGAUACCGAACGUGCAUCGCGCUGUGUCGAUAUCGGUGGAUAGUGAGGGGCUAAACUUCGCGUGUUUGCAGAUAAAACCAACGUGCGGUCUAAGAUCGCUGCCGUAUUUGUCUCCAUCUUGUCUUUCGAAACACAUGGAAUCUCUGAUGGAAUCUGCCUCCGAUGACGAUCUACUACAUGAUGUUAUAUUUAAGGUCGGCACAAAACUAUACCCUGCGCACAUAUACAUAGCGGCGUCAUCGAGCGAGCUCCUCUACAAUAUGUACCGGGCGGUAUACAUGCCAGGGGACAUACCAACCAUUACCCUGGACAACAUCCACCCGGAUGUCUUCGUGAGAAUCCUCCGGUAUAUGUACACCGGGACCUGUGACGUCACGGAAUUGGGCCCGUGUGGAUUGAAACUGCGCAAGGAGGAUUUGCCCGUAAAGAAAGAGAAAGAAGAAGAAGAGGUGUUUGAGUUGAUUGACAACGCAGCGCAAUUAUCAGCGUUCGAAGCGUACAGGAACCUAAACAGGAGAAACCGCGGCCGCCGCAGCGACGAGUCACCUCGACUCGGCCUGUGUGACCCCGUGAAGUUAGUACAAGCCUCCGCCAAGAAACUGCAAGUCAUGGCGCUACACAAACUGCUCGAUAGAUACUAUUACAGGGACGGCUCAGUGCACCUAAAAGACUCAGCCUUACUCUCUCAAACACCGCCUCAGUGCUGGGACCGCACCGCCUUCCCGGAGCUGAUCAACACCAACGUGUGCUCCAAAGAUGGCGUCCUGAUACCCGCACAUAAGUGUGUACUGGCCGCGAGGCUGGAGUACUUUAAUGGGAUGUUCAUGCAUUCUUGGACGGAGAGCAAACAACUAUCAACGGUGACACUCCCAAUAAACCACGGGAUACUCCUCCCAGUCAUUAACUUCCUAUACACCGACACGUGUCCCGAAGUUGAAAACUCUGAGAGCAUCGACUUUAUCUGCAGCAUGCUAAUAAUCGCCGACCAGCUGUUCAUAACACGCCUUAGGGAAAUGUGCGAGGUGGCACUAUCAAACGUCAUCACACUCAAAAACUGCGCCGAACUCUGCCAAUUCGCUCACACGUACAACGCCGCCCAACUCAAACAAUGCUGCAUGGAAUUCAUAUCGUUAAACCUCUGCAGUGUCCUCGAAAACAAAAUACUUGAAGUAGUCGAAGAAACCCUACUCAAUGAUAUAUCUAAAUACUACUGCAGAUUCAACCCAAUAAUGUCUUCGAGAAUCAUUACGCCGUUUUUUAACGCCCCAAGCGACGAAACUAUUGAAGAGAUCGCUACUAAUUAUCCAAUUAACUUAGAACACACCAACGAAGAGAUGAAAAAAGAUGAAACCGUAGUAGAAGUUACUAAGAAGAAACCCAAGAAAAUAGAAUACACAGAAAGCGAAAAAGCACGAAUGAGAUACGAAUCCGUGAGCUCAGUGUCGUCAUUAGAUCUAUCCAAUAUGUCCGGCGAUAUUACACUGUCGUUGAAAAAUAUAUCAAAGGAGACAGAGAAAACUCCUCGCGAUAAGCAGGAAAAGUGGAUAGAAGUACCGUCAGCUCAGCAAAAGCAACUCAAAGUUGUUCAAGCGAGACUCAAAGCGGUCGGAAACGCUUCCGAUAUCUUGAACGAACCACCUGCCGAGCAAUUUGUGAAGUUGACAAAAAAUAACUCUUUCAGUGCCAUAGCUCGUUCUAGCAGCGCAGACAAUAAUUCACCUACCACUUCUCGUAUGUCUAUUUCGCCCAACGAUUCGCCUAUUGCGGAGAUGGCGCGGAGUCCACAGGGCAACCUAGUUAUAAGUCACAUUGGACCAAAACUGUCGCAGAAACAGAGGAAAAAGUUGGCGAUGCAAGGGAACUUAGAAGACAACUUUGCAAAUAAGUUGAAUGUAGAUACGACUCCAGAAAAACCAAAAAAUCCUUGGAAAAUCUGUGAACCACCUACAGCCAGUAGCAGCCCAAACAGGCCGAAAACAAUGGAGUUCAACCAAAUUUUGACCGAUCAGAAGAAGCAAAAGGAGGAUUCCUCUAGAAUUAUGACUAAACCACUAACAUUGACACAGCUGGAAGAUAAAGCCAUAGAGGACCUGGAAAGAUUCUACAACAUCCACGAAAUUGAUGACGAACUCAUCACAGUUCGACGUAUUGAGCUUCAAGUGGCCUCGCCACAAUGGAUCCACACUGCCCCCAAGUGUUAAAACUUAACGUGCUAUAUUUUAUUUGUAUAUUAUCAUGACUAAUAUAUUAUUUUGUUGUUGAUGUGAUGUCAAAAUAAAUACUUUUUUGAAUGAAA
This is a messenger RNA of Ostrinia nubilalis (European corn borer), 4236 nucleotides long. RefSeq names its product inhibitor of Bruton tyrosine kinase. Bases 446 to 4141 code for a protein of 1231 amino acids. Gene Ontology annotation, molecular function: protein binding. The record is from RefSeq and is a predicted model, not a curated record. The transcript has 15 exons. NCBI's taxonomy places the organism in Eukaryota, Metazoa, Arthropoda, Insecta, Lepidoptera, Crambidae.